This is a messenger RNA of Ricinus communis (castor bean), 823 nucleotides long. RefSeq names its product E3 ubiquitin-protein ligase hrd-1. Gene Ontology annotation, biological process: protein ubiquitination. Gene Ontology annotation, molecular function: ubiquitin protein ligase activity. The coding region runs from base 95 to 763 and encodes 222 amino acids. The transcript has a single exon. Lineage: Eukaryota; Viridiplantae; Streptophyta; Magnoliopsida; Malpighiales; Euphorbiaceae. The record is from RefSeq and is a predicted model, not a curated record. Gene Ontology annotation, cellular component: cytoplasm.
AAAGCCAUAUAAUUAGUUAGCUUUGUUCUCUUACACAUUACAAGAAAAAUAUCUCUCUCUCUGCAAAAUCUUCUUCUAGCUGCCGGUGUCAUAUAUGUUCUUGUGCUCGUUCAACAUGUCUAUCAACACAACAUAUCAAUGCGAGGCAUGGCUUAUUCAUGAAGAAGAUGAACAAAUCAAUCAUUCUUUGCCAUGUGAAGCAAUUUUCUUGAUCAAGAUGUAUUGCCAAAUCAUCCCAUGUGAUUCAACAGUGGAACAAGGUACAAACACUAGUACAAUCUUUAAGGAGUUUCAUGUUCAAAGAGACUACCUACUGCAUAACACAACUUCUUGGUCUACCCUGUCCAGUAUGCUUGCUGACAUGAACAUACCUAUGUACGCUUAUCCCAUGUUGAUGGUAAAAAUUAAAGAAUGUGCUCAAAAUUGUAGAGACAUGGAACGCAAGGUUAUUCCUAUGGUUGUGAAGCUUAGGAUUAUACAUGCAGUGUCUGAUAUUGCUACAGUUUCUGAUGAAGCUUUCUCAGAGUCUUUCAGUUCACAAAGGUUGACGUUUGUUGGGGCUAGUAAGUCCGCCAUUGAUGCAUUGGAGACGGUUAUAAUUCAAAAUUUUUCUAACCAAUGUGUGAUUUGCUUGGAAGAUAUUCAGAUAGGAAUUGAAGCUACUUGCUUGCCUUGUAAGCAUAUCUAUCAUGGAGGUUGCAUCUCAAAUUGGCUCAAGAACAGUAACUGUUGCCCACUUUGUAGAUUUCAGAUACCUAGUUGAGUUUUGAUUUUGAUUACUAGUGUAGUUGAUAUUCAAUGUAUAAUAGUUUGCAGGAAUUAU